CAGCAAACUACCGCCUCCACACAUCAUCUAGGGUUUAACAAGAAGAAGAAGAAGAAGAAGCUCAAUUCGACUAAUUUUACAAUGGGCCGAAUUGAGACACUGGGACUCCACAACAAGAUCUCAGAACUUCGAUCCAUCACUCCCAACACAGAGCGGAGAAAAUGGAAGAAGAUUGACUGUUCUUCCGCCCCUUUGCGCCGUUCCAAUCGAUUGAAAGGAAUUCCAUUGGAGGACCCUUUACAUGGGAGUAGGGAAGGGAAAACAUGUGGUGACAAUGAGGGAAAGCGCCAAGGUGGUCUUGAUGUGGAUGAACCUCACAUUGAGAUGGAAGAAGUUAGAGCAGCGUGUAACUAUGAAGACCUUCGCAAAGCGCGUAUUUUGGAAAACAAGGCUCGGCUGGAAAGUCUGGGACUUCAAAAGACAAUAUCAGAACUUCGGUCCAUAUCUGGAAAGCCAAUAUUGCAAAAGAGGAAGCGGAUCAAGAUUGACUAUUCUGCUGGACCUUUGCGUCGUUCCACUCGGUUGAAAGCAAUACCGUUGAAUUGCCCAACCUUGGAUGGAAGUAGGGAAGGGAAACCACAUGGCGAAGAUGAUUGCAAGUAUCGUGGCAAUCUUGAUGUGGAUGAACCUCGCAUUGAAAUGGAGGAAGUCAAAGUAACAUGUGACUAUGAAGACCUCCGCAAAGCACGCAUUUUGGAAAACAAGGCUCGACUUAAAAGUCUGGGACUUCAAAAGACAAUAUCAGAACUUCGGUCUAUAUCUGAAAAGCCAAAAUUGCAAAAGAGGAAGUUGAUCAAGACUGAAUAUUCUCUUGAACAAUUUCGUCGUUCAACUCGCGAGAAAAGCAAAAUGAGCAACCAUACAGCUCCAGUGAAGGUUGAAGAAGAUGAAUACUCUGAGUAUAAUGCUCACAGGCCUUUGCCUUAUGCUCUGGAUCGCCGUUGCUCAAGCAAAGCUAGGGGCAGUGUGUAUGACCCUGUCUAUGGAAUUUGUUGUCACUUCUGCAGGCAAAAGAAACUUUGUGGUGAAGACGACUGCAAGCAUUGUGGUGAUCUUGACUUGGACCAGCCAUGCAUAGGAAAGACUGAUUGUUCAUUUUGUCAUUCUACCAAUGGCGUCCUUUGCCGAGCUUGCCUCAAGGUUAGAUAUGGCGAAGAAAUGGAGGAAGUGAGAUCAAAUAAAGAAUGGAUGUGCCCUCACUGUGUUGAAGAUAAAGGGAUCAAUCCAUACUGGAUUUGCAAUAGUUCAUUUUGUUUGAAGAAGCGGCGGAUGGCUCCAACGGGGAUAGCGAUAUACAGAGCUAGGGAGAUGGGAUACAAGUCAGUGGCACAUCUACUAAUGGAUGAGCUUAAGAAGUGAAGACAACCGAUAUUGCCAUAAACCCAUUUUAACAGAUAGGGACUCUGUGACUGUUCUAGGAUCACGGUUUGUAGGACUCUGUACCCUUGGAAGCAAAGGUUCAACGGUUCAUAGGACUCUGUUGGUUUACAAAGUUGAGGGAGAGAACCAAAGUCUUGUGCUUCUUCUGUAUCUUCCAUUUUUAUGUAAAGGGAUGUAUAAUUGAGCAGUUGAGAAGCACUUAAUGUAUUGUACACUUUUGCAUAUAAAGAUUUAUUUUGGGAAAGUGCAAUGUUGGGUUUAAGUCACUCAAAAUUCAAUUAAAAUUAAUGUGAUGGG
This is a messenger RNA of Cuscuta campestris, 1677 nucleotides long. The record is from the annotation of a GenBank genome assembly. NCBI's taxonomy places the organism in Eukaryota, Viridiplantae, Streptophyta, Magnoliopsida, Solanales, Convolvulaceae.